Molecule: messenger RNA, 2667 nt
Organism: Penicillium robsamsonii
Lineage: Eukaryota; Fungi; Ascomycota; Eurotiomycetes; Eurotiales; Aspergillaceae
Product: Kha1p
Exons: 3
Coding region: 1-2667 (888 amino acids)
Biological process (GO): proton transmembrane transport
Cellular component (GO): membrane
Molecular function (GO): antiporter activity
Source: RefSeq, a predicted model, not a curated record
AUGGCGACCAACGCGACCGCGACCAACAGUACUAAACUAGUCAGUCCGCAGGGUGGCAUCAUCGAAGGCGGCAACCCUACAGACUAUGACCCCAAGAACCCACUGGUGUUGUUUAUCAUCCAGGCCGUCAUAAUUAUCGUGCUAUGUCGUUUAAUCCACUGGCCUCUGUCGAAGAUUCGUCAGCCCCGAGUCAUCGCAGAGGUGAUCGGUGGAAUUGUUCUGGGCCCAUCGGUGAUGGGACGCAUCCCCGGAUUUACAGACGCUAUUUUCCCGACCACCAGUAUUCCCAGUCUCAAUGUCGUCGCCAAUCUGGGACUGGUACUCUUCUUGUUUUUGGUCGGUCUCGAGACCGACCUACGUUUCCUCAUCAGUAAUUGGCGGGUCGCGUUGAGCGUGUCCGCUGCGGGGAUGAUCUUGCCAUUCGGGUUGGGAUGCGCCAUCUCUUAUGGCCUCUAUCAUGAGUUCCACAAUGACCCUGGGACUAAGCCCAUUGCCUUUGGGACCUAUCUGCUGUUCAUCGGUAUCGCCAUGGCCAUCACGGCCUUCCCCGUGCUGUGCCGUAUCCUCACCGAGCUAAAGCUACUCUCAACCCGUGUCGGUGUUAUCGUGUUGUCCGCCGGUGUGGGUAAUGACGUGGUGGGCUGGAUCCUGCUUGCACUGUGCGUCGCUCUUGUCAACGCAGGUACUGGUAUCACAGCUCUAUACGUGCUGCUGGUUUGCGCCGCCUACAUGCUCUUUUUAACUUUCGCUUUCCGCCCACUGUUCCUCCGCUUCCUGGAGAAAACGGGUAGCUUGCAAAAAGGACCCAGUCAGUCGGUCGUGGCUCUCACCCUGCUCAUUGCUCUGGCUUCCGCCUUCUUCACACAGGUUAUUGGUGUUCACGCCAUUUUUGGAGGCUUCGUCAUCGGCUUGAUUUGCCCGCACGAAGGUGGCUUCGCCAUUAAGCUCACCGAGAAAAUCGAGGAUUUAGUCGCUGCCAUUUUCCUGCCACUUUAUUUCACCCUGUCCGGUCUGAGUACCAACUUGGGCCUCCUGGAUUCUGGAAUCGUCUGGGGUUAUGUGGUUGGGGUAAUUGCCAUCGCGUUCAUUGCGAAGGUUACUGGAGGUGCUGUUGCGUCGCGGCUCUGUGGGCUCUUAUGGCGUGAAAGUUUCUCGAUCGGUGUGUUGAUGAGUUGCAAGGGUUUGGUGGAAUUGAUUGUGCUGAACAUUGGUCUCCAAGCCAAGAUUCUGAGCACCCGCACCUUUACAAUUUUCGUCGUGAUGGCCUUGGUCACCACGUUCCUUACCACUCCAUUGACCACCUUGCUGUAUCCCAGGUGGUACCAAAUCAAGGUCGAGCGAUGGAGACGGGGGGAAAUCGACUGGGAAGGCAACCCCAUCCAACGCGAUGACCGCAAUGACAGCGUUGCUCUUGCCAAGAAUCAGUUGAAGACCGUCCCAGUACGUAGGCUUCUCGUCUACCUGCGUCUAGAUGGUCUUUCGGGUGUCUGUACUGUGGCAGCCCUCCUCAGCUCAAAGCGACGUGCAUCCGUGUCGUCACGCAUUCAUCCCACAAAAAUGCCAAAGCAAACUGAGCAAACCGUUGAAGAUCCUAUUACCUCGGAAGAGGAGCAAGACACCACACUCAAGGUGCACGGUGUUAGGCUAAUGGAAUUGACCGACCGUGAUUCUAGUGUCAUGAAGGUUGCUGCUGCAGGCGAACAUGCACUGUGGGAUCCGGUAGUCAACACCUUCCGCGCCUUUGGAGACUGGCAUGAUCUCUCCCUCAUGGCGGGUGUAUCCGUCGUCCCCGAGCACUCUUAUGCAGACACUGUCAUUGGAAUGGCGCAGCAGGACACCGCAGAUAUGCUCCUUCUCCCCUGGAGCGAGACAGGAACACUGGCCGACCACCAUAACGGAUUGGAGAUUGACGACGCAAAUCGUUUCUCCAACGGCGCCUACACAAGCUUCAUUUCUGAUAUCUUAGCGCGGGUCACGGGUCAUGUCGGCAUCCUAAUAGAAUACAGUUCAGCAUCGGCCUCCAAGCGACCCGUGAUUUCACGCACUCCCAGCGGUAUGAGCCUCCAGGGUUCCAUCUUCGCCCGCCAGCCAAGCGGCAGCCGCUCCCACCACAUUGUCCUUCCAUUCUUUGGCGGAGAUGACGACCGAUUUGGUCUUCGGCUGGUCCUGCAGCUUGUUAAGAAUGACCAAGUCACUGCGACUGUUAUUCAAAUUGGCGGAUUGAGCAGUGAUGUCACCAAAACAGGCGUGUCGACUGAAGUCUCUACCUCGAGCUCAAAUGGGCACCCCGCGUCCAGUUCUCAAUCUGACUUGGUCUUCUUCGAGACGCUCCGUGAUUCAGUACCAGAGGAACUCCAAGAGCGUAUCGUCUUCAGUCAACCAGCUGUCAACGAAACCAUCACCGACCCAGUCCAAAUGGCGGUCGUUUCUGUCCGUGAAGAACUUAACCACACAUCCAACAAGGCCAAUAACAUUGUCAUCGUUGGUCGUCGUAGUGUCCCCUCCGAGAUCGAGCUGGGUCUUGCAGAUGACGGUAUUGGCCAUGAUACCCGCCGGGCUCUGGGAGGUGUUGGUACUGCAAUGGUACAACACGAGAGUAAGAUUUAUGGCAGUGUGUUGGUGCUGCAGGCUGGUACCGACGCUGGGCUGGCUGGUUACUAUUCCUGA